Chinchilla lanigera (long-tailed chinchilla) is the source of this 3571-nucleotide messenger RNA. RefSeq names its product nuclear receptor coactivator 4 (gene Ncoa4). NCBI's taxonomy places the organism in Eukaryota, Metazoa, Chordata, Mammalia, Rodentia, Chinchillidae. Gene Ontology annotation, molecular function: transcription coactivator activity. Bases 199 to 2094 code for a protein of 631 amino acids. The transcript is spliced from 10 exons. The record is from RefSeq and is a predicted model, not a curated record. Gene Ontology annotation, biological process: response to hormone; intracellular iron ion homeostasis.
CUCCCCUGCCGUCAGGGCAGCGGGGUAAAGGACCGCUCGUGACCCGCCACGGGCGCCUCAGACGCGCACAGCCUUCAGCUCCGGCGCCGCGCGGCCCAGCUGCUCCGGGAGCGGAACCUGCCGUGUCUUGACGUCCUUUUUUUAAUUUUUGAACUGUUGUGCCGCGGUCUUGCCGGCCUCGCCAGAAUAGUGAGCAGAAUGAACACCACCCAGGACCAGAGCAGCUGCGCCAAUAUCAGAGAACCCCUUCUGAGGUGUAGCGAUGCACGGAGGGACUUGGAGCUUGCUAUUGGUGGAGUUCUCCGGGCUGAACAGCAGAUCAAAGAUAACUUGCGAGAGGUAAAAGCUCAGAUUCACAGCUGCAUAAGCCGUCACCUGGAAUGCCUUCGGAGCCGUGAGGUGUGGUUGUACGAGCAGGUGGACCUCAUCCAUCAGCUUAAAGAGGAGACACUUCAGCAGCAGGCCCAGCAGCUCUACUGGCUCUUGGGCCAGUUCAAUUGUCUUAUUCAUCAGCUGGAAUGCACCCAAAGCAAAGAUCUAGCCAAUCAAAUCUCUGUGUGCCUGGAGAGACUGGGUAGUUUGACCCUUAAGCCUGAAGAUUCGACUGUCCUGCUCUUUGAAGCUGACACAACCGCUCUGCGCCAGACCAUCACCACAUUUGGGUCCCUGAAGACCAUUCAAAUCCCUGAGCACUUGAUGGCUCAUGCUAGUUCUGCAAGCAUUGGACCCUUCCUAGAGAAAAGAGGUCACAUUACAGUGCCAGAGCAGCAGAGUUUUCUGUAUGAGCAGCAGAAGUUGGUGCCCAGCAGCACAUCUGUACCUCUCAGCGAGUGGCUUCUUGGAAGCAAACCUGCCAGCAGUCGCCAGGCUCCUUUCAUGCCCAGCACCAACCCCCAGGACUGGCUGAGCCACAAAUGGAACUUGGAGAACAGCCAGACAUCUGUUAGAGCCUGCAGUGUCUUCAGUGAUGUCUGGGGCAACCUAAAGGGCUUAGAAAACUGGCUGCUCAAGAGUCAGCAACAAGAACUUCCUGGAAGACCAAGUUCCCCAAAAUGUAGGAGCCAUUCUACUAGCAGUUCCCUAUCCAUUGAAGUUGAGAAGGUUGGCGAUCUAGAGAAUCGUGAUCAAGAUGACAUGGGGCUGUCUGAUUGGCUGGUGACCUCCCAGGAGCCCUGUAAGCUAGAGCAGCCUGAAAAUGGCAGCCAUGAAGUCAGUGAAAAGUUUAAGCACCUGUUUGCAGUGUUCCAGGAGCCCUACAGCAUGAGUGAUUGGCUUGCCCAGCCUGCCACCUGUACCAACUGUCAGGGCAACCAGCCCAGAGGUGUGGAAAUUGAAAACCUGGGCAAUCUGAAGUGCCUGAAUGACCACUUGGAGGCCAAGAAACCGCUGUCCACCCCCAGCAUGAUUACUGAAGAUUGGCUUGUCCAGAACCGUCAGGAACCGUACAAAGUAGAGGAAGUAUGCAAAGCCAACGAGCCCUGCACUAGCUUUGCAGAGUGUGUGUGUGAUGAGAAUUGUGAGAAGGAAGCUUUAUGUCGAUGGCUUCUGAAGAAAGAAGGAAAGGAUAAAAAUGGGAUGCCUAUGGAAGCCAAAGCUGAGCUUGAAAAUCACAAAGAGUUCCUCAAUACAUGGCUCUGUCCUUCCAGAAAAGAGGAAACAGAACAAGCUAAGGCACCAGAGGCAUUCAGUCCUUCUAGAAUUGCUGGUUCCUUCCAGGUCCUCAGAAACAGUUCCUUGUCAGAGUGGCUCAUCAAGUCCUCAUGCAAAGAAGGGAGCCCCAAUAAAGUGCCAAAUACCAAGGACAGUGCUGGCAAACAAAACCUUAAAAGCCCUAUGACCACUUCCUGGUGCUCCUUUAAUACUGCUGACUGGGUCUUGCCUGGAAAGAAGGUGGGAAGUCUCAGCCAGCCUUCUGGAGACAAGUGGCUGCUUCGAAAGAAAGCCCAGGAAGUAUUUCUUAAUUCACCCCUACAAGAGGAACGUAACUUUCCCGCAGACCGAUACGGCCUCCCAGCUGUUUGCGAUCUCUUUGCCUGCAUGCAGCUUAAAGUUGAUAAAGAAAAGUGGUUGUAUCGAACUCCUCUACAGAUGUGAAAAGAGUAGACUGUGACUCCAGAGCUUGUUUGCAGAUCAUCUCACAUCCGUGAGCUGUGGCUGCCUCUCCAUUGUGUUUCUGGAUCUGACCAGUCAGCUUAGUUCCUUUCCUGCCCGAGUUUGAACUAGCCAAGAGACCUCAUCAAAUUACAGGCCACUUUAUUACAGAAAGAGGUUGUUUGUUGAUGCUGAGGUGAUUCAGUUCUCCUUAUGGAAGUAUGAAUUCCCCCACACACACUUAGAAAGGCCAUGUCAGGGGCAGGGGGCAGGUCUCUCCCUGGCUUUCAUGACUCUUAAAAUUGGGUUAAUGAAAGUACAUAAAUACCGUAGUCUCCCCCAAAGUAACCCACUUGUGUUCAGCAUCCUAGAGCUAGCAAACUCCCAAGCCUUUUGAUGGCCCUUUACAUGCUUCUCCUGCUGUGGAUUUUCUUGGCUUAGUGGUCUGAAGUGAUUAUUCUGUUCAAUUAAUAGAUAGCCUGUUGCACACUAAAUUAACCUUGCCAUUACGGUGGUAUUUUUUCCUUACCAAAUGUGUAUUAGUAAUCUUGGCUAUUCGUGACAUUAAUUACCAAACAUUUUAGCCUACACAUCAACCUUACAUUACUUUUUCUCAUUUGGAAGAAAUAUGGCAUUUGCACAUUUUGCCUUUAUUCCUUCCUCUGUUACUAAAUUAUUUAGUGAGCCCCUGGAGGACUCUGUCCUGUUUCAGAAACAUUUCCAGGUUUGUCCCAGCCUCUUUUCCAAUAUUCUAUAUACCUACAGGCUCUAAAGAGUCCCAGCUAGAAAUGUAGUACUUGAACUAUUUACCUUAGGGAUUUCUGGUGCAUCCUGUGUAAAUGAAACCUGAGCUUAACACCUGGUGCUUCUGACUAGGGAUGGUCAAUGUCCUGUCGACGCAAACAAAGCAUUCCUGUACCUCCAAAAGUACAAUGCAGUGGCAUUUUACUGGACAGGUGGUUUGAACACUUGUGCCUUGGGGUGCCUACUGAAGUUUUAUGGAUGAAACUAUUGGUUGUUUUCUCAAAAUCCUUAAAGUCAUGUUUAAACGUUUUUCUGUAGAUGAGAGUUACAUUUUACAAUUGUGAGAUCUUAGCUGCCUUCCAGGCUUCAAAACUAUUAAGCCUCUUAACUGCCUGUGUUACUGGAAAUACUUUGAGGGAAAUACCAAUCUCACAGAGACACUGUCAUAGAGCUUCUCUACAAUCCUUUGAACCACAGCUGAAAAGAGCCUCUCAUUUUGUAAUCCUCCCAGAUCUCACUGAGAAUUAUAAUAAAGGUGGUGGGUAAAAACAACUUACAGAGCCUUUCCAAUAUCUUAAUUGCAGGAAACUUUGUAGUUUCAUUUUUGAGGUCUAACACACAGUAUUUUACACCAUCAAAAUGUAAUUUACAUUAAUCAGUAUGGUAAUGAGUAUGUAAAAUAUUCUUUUGCACUGAUGCAUUUUAUACCUCCUUCCAUUAAAGCAUAACAGCCACA